Messenger RNA from Pezoporus flaviventris, 1854 nucleotides. It is a transcript of the gene KCNIP1, whose product is annotated as potassium voltage-gated channel interacting protein 1. Gene Ontology annotation, cellular component: voltage-gated potassium channel complex. Gene Ontology annotation, molecular function: transmembrane transporter binding; potassium channel regulator activity; calcium ion binding. The record is from RefSeq and is a predicted model, not a curated record. Gene Ontology annotation, biological process: regulation of potassium ion transmembrane transport. Lineage: Eukaryota; Metazoa; Chordata; Aves; Psittaciformes; Psittacidae. The transcript is spliced from 9 exons. The coding region runs from base 769 to 1392 and encodes 207 amino acids.
UUCCUACCUUUCUGUCAGGCUCCUCAUUAGCAGGAGCACGCAGCCCGUGCAGCUGGAGCUUUGAUGCAUCCCUCACUAUCCUUUCCCACUCAGAAGAUUCCCAUUCAUUCUGAUUUGGUACCCAGCCCAAAGCCCUGGCUCCCCCCCCCGAGCCCCUCGGCAUGGCUACAGGACUCCAGUUUAGUAUGCACUGGAAGAGACGAGCUGAUGCUCCCGCGCUAGACCUCCCGGCUGCUGGUUGGAGCCAUAAGGGAUCGGGAGGAAGAAUUAGCCUGUGUGUUUAUGUGGCUGUGCUCCAGUAAAUAUUUUGAUGCAUCUGCUGCCAGCUCUGGUCUGAGGGAAUCUACCUAGCAUUUAAAUUUUGAUGGGGAGCUGUUUUGAAUAAUAACAGUGCAGCCGGCUCUGAGUCAGUGCAUGUGUGUUGACUUAAAAAAAAGCCCUCAAAGCUUAACGCUUGCUGAACGCUGAGCUGCAGUGCUUCGCUUUUUCCCUCCUCCUUUCUUCUUUUCUUUCUUCUCUUGACUUCCUCUGUUUUGUUUUGUUCUUGGGGGCAUUUCCCCCCGAUUGUGUUCACUGGCAGUGGAGGGCUGGGGGGAGAAGGAUUAGAAAAAUAACCCCAGCCAAAAUAAAUCCUCCUCAAAAACUCAGAAGUAGCUUUUGCAAUGGGUGCUGUAAUGGGUACGUUCUCCUCUCUACAAACGAAACAAAGAAGACCAUCAAAAGUUGUGUGACCCUUGUGACACCAAGUGACUGACUCUAGCAGAGAGCAUGUCCCCAGGGAAGCAGCUAUUCACUACAUUGUAUAAAAUUGAAGAUGAAUUAGAAAUGACUACAGUGUGCCAUAGACCUGAAGGACUGGAACAGCUUGAAGCACAAACCAACUUCACUAAAAGAGAACUUCAAGUGCUUUACAGAGGAUUUAAAAAUGAAUGUCCUAGUGGGGUUGUUAAUGAAGAGGCAUUUAAACAGAUCUAUGCACAGUUUUUUCCUCAUGGAGAUGCUAGCAUGUAUGCACAUUAUCUCUUUAAUGCUUUUGACACUGCACAAAAUGGCUCAGUGAAGUUUGAGGAUUUUGUGAUGGCAUUGUCCAUUCUGUUACGGGGAACUGCUCAUGAAAAGCUAAGAUGGACAUUUAACCUGUACGACAUAAAUAAGGAUGGCUACAUAAACAAGGAGGAAAUGACAGAUAUUGUAAAGGCAAUUUAUGAUAUGAUGGGAAAGUACACCUACCCAGUGCUCAAGGAAGAUGCACCAAGGCAGCAUGUAGAAGUAUUCUUCCAGAAAAUGGAUAAAAACAAAGAUGGUGUUGUAACUUUAGAUGAGUUUAUUGAAUCGUGUCAGGAGGAUGACAAUAUCAUGCGGUCCUUACAGCUCUUCGAGAACGUGAUGUAAGGCUGCCGGCUGAGCGCUGGAGGAGUCACAGACUUUCUGUGUAACAGAGAUCUCCCUGCGGGUGAAAGCUUUUUACAGUUGAGCCAUGUUCAGUGUGUGAGGAUUUUGUAUGACAUGUCCAACCAAAUGGGAACUGAAUGCAACCGAUCCCACCUCUUCUCCCCAGGAGACACCGGUGGACCUUUGUUUCAUUUUGGAAGCAUGUGAAUAUUUUAAUAAACCCUGACAAGAGAGAACUGCUGCUCGAAGUUCAAUGAGUAAUCCACAGUGUUGUUUGCUAGGCACAAGUCCUGCUUUUAAUCUAGCAAGCUUGAUCACCUAUGAUAGCACAUGCCAAUAGCUUACCCAGCAAUCUAUUGCAAGCGAAAAUCUCAGUCUGUACUACCAUAGGGCAAAUUGUUUUAUGGAUGCCUUGCCAUUAAUCUGCUUUGACAAAAGUAAAAUUUACCAAGGCAGUCUGUA